Messenger RNA from Lytechinus pictus (painted urchin), 3230 nucleotides. RefSeq names its product ATP-binding cassette sub-family D member 1-like. The coding region runs from base 132 to 1454 and encodes 440 amino acids. The record is from RefSeq and is a predicted model, not a curated record. Gene Ontology annotation, biological process: fatty acid beta-oxidation; long-chain fatty acid import into peroxisome; peroxisome organization. The transcript has 4 exons. Gene Ontology annotation, molecular function: ATP binding; ABC-type transporter activity; long-chain fatty acid transmembrane transporter activity. NCBI's taxonomy places the organism in Eukaryota, Metazoa, Echinodermata, Echinoidea, Temnopleuroida, Toxopneustidae. Gene Ontology annotation, cellular component: peroxisomal membrane.
AGAUCGAGAUGACAGAUUCAGAGCUGGACUGUGGAGUCAGAGGAGACGAUUUGACAAGUGGAUAAAAAUUCGCAUCUAUUAAUCUAUUUUACCUUUUGUUUAAAGGAGCUAAUAGUACUUUGAUCGUCAUCAUGUCUCAGUUACUUAGAGCAUCUAUCCACAAGAAUUUGAAGAACCCCAAAGUUAUUGGAGGAGUAGCAGUUGCUCUUUUUGUUGCUUAUCGGGUAAAGAACGGCGCUAGUGUUCUCCGUCGCUGUGGAAUCGGCGGCCUACUCACUGGCGACCCGCCUAAUAAAGCCGGUCGUGCAGGCGCGACUGCUGAUGAUGUGCAAGCGGACGGUAAGAAAGAUGAUGGCCAGAACAAUUCGAAUAAACAGGGUGAACAUAAUAGUCCACAACACUCAAAUAAUCCAUCUAGAUCAUCAACAUCAGUAGGAAAAGACUUUUACAUCCGACUCAGGAGACUAUUCCGUAUUAUCUUGCCAGGAAUAUGGUCCAAAGAAUUUGGGAUUCUGUUUUUACACACAUUGAGUUUAGUAACAAGAACUUUCUUGUCAAUCUAUGUUGCUCAUUUGGAAGGAGGGAUGGUAAAAACAAUUGUUGAUACUAAUCUUAAAGGUUUUAUCUACCAAAUAAUGAAAUGGUUGGCACUUGCUGUUCCAGCUACCUUCAUAAAUAGCACAAUUCGCUUCUUGGAAUCGAGUCUCGCUCUUGCUUUUCGUACCAAACUAGUUGAUCAUGCCUACAAACUCUACUUCAAGAAUCAGACCUACUAUCGAGUUGGUAAUCUUGAUAGCCGAAUAGCUAAUGCUGAUCAGAAUUUGACAGAAGAUGUGAGAACAUUUUGUGAAUCGGUUGCUCAUCUGUAUUCAAGUCUAACAAAGCCACUGCUUGAUGUUGUGAUGAUGACCCUUGCCCUUAUUCGACUUGCGAGACAAGGAAAUGCAGGAACAAAUGUUCCUGGUCUGAUAGCAGGCUCAGUACUGAUUUUAACAGCCAAGAUCCUCAGGAUGGCAUCACCUAAGUUUGGAAGGUUGGUAGCAGAGGAAGCCCAUCGCAAAGGACAGUUGAGAUUUGUUCAUUCUAGGAUUAUCACCAAUGCAGAAGAGAUUGCUUUCUACAGUGGACAUGAGGUGGAACACAGAAAUCUGUUGGAGAAAUACCACUCAUUAAAGCGUCAGAUGACUCUGAUAUUCAAGAAACGUUUGUGGUAUGUGAUGCUGGAACAGUUUCUGAUGAAGUACAUGUGGUCUGCCUCUGGGAUGAUGAUGGUAGCUAUACCAAUCAUGACGUCGACGGGACCUGUACUAGAGGAUGGAGAAGUGUUGAGUGAAAGUGAGGAAGUGAGUUUAAGAACUCAAGGAUUCACGACAGCUAAAGGUUUACUUUCAUCAGCAGCAGAUGCCAUUGAGAGAAUCAUGUCAUCAUACAAAGAGGUAAGAACAAAUUCAUAAUGUUAAUCUUUUUUUAUGGGAAGGUGGGUGAAUUUUUUUUUUGUUCAAGAAAAUAUGUUAAAAUGUUUUGUGUUUUUCUUGUGUUAGUAAAAAUUAAUGUAAUUAGCAUGAAGCAUUUUUCAUUUAUGAAUGUUAAUUUUAGAGAUAUGUAUAUUUUUUCCCAGUAGCACCCUAGCCGCACAGAAUUUGCCCUUGGGGCUACAAAAUAUGACAAUAUUGCAUAGUUUGAAUUGUGAGUUUGAUUAUCCUGAAUUGUCUAGGCAAUAUUGUCUUCCAUGGAUAAUCAGGCAAUGCUCAUGUUUCUUUGUCAGCAUAGACUAGCAUACAAAACCAGGUACGGUGGAUUGGGUGGGGAUACUUUGAUGUCCCUUUUCCUUAGACCUUGAGAAUUAAUCCGGAGCUAAUGUAAAAUUGACACAUGGAAGCCCAAAAAAGUACAAGAAUGUUAAAGUCUUAUGCAUAUUAGGCUUAUCAUCUGAGCAUUUUGUUUUAAAAACAAAAUUUUAGGUUGUGAAUUUGGCUUUAUCGCGCUCAUUCAAGGCCUGUAUUGCAUGACAUCAUACUGUGUCAAAAGGAUUGUGAUUACCGGUACAUGAAAUGUAAUUAUGUGGAUUUCCAGAUUAUGAAGUCAUUUUUGUCUCACCUGCAUAGCGGAGCAAGAGCUGCGAGACUAUAGGUGCCGCUUCGCCGACGUCAUCAACAUUGAAAUCUUAACCAACGUUAAAUUUUUGAAAUGUCAUCAUAACUUAGAAAGUAUUUGGACCUAGUUCAUGAAACUUAGACAUAAGGGUAAUGAUGCAUUACUUAAUAUGGUUGUUUACUAAAGUCUAACUCUUUAAUCCUUUAAUCCAAUCACCCAAACAUGGACAAAAGCUCUGUUGAACAAUGACGCACUGAGUGGCGCCGAGCUCUGGCUUGUCAGUGUGAACAUCAUUAAGCCUUUAAUCUUUGCCGCAACUAGUUUAUGAAGAUAAUGCUACCCAAUGAUAUCAAAACAACCACUGAGAAAAUUGGACGUCCCAAUAUUAUUAAAUAAUAUAUAAAAUAUAUUGAGACGUAAACUCACCUCACUUAACCUUGAUCCAUCUUUCCUCCAAGCACAAAGUUAGUAAUGAAAUACUUACCGGUAGUGUGAUGUUAUAAGAAUGGUAGAUGUAUAAUUUUGAUUUCAUUGACUGAAUAUAGGUGAAAUGAAUAAAUUUUAAGAAUGUGUUACAUGCAUGAAUUCUUGACUUUAAUUAUGCAGAAGGAUUGCAAAUGUAAUUGAAAAUGGGAAAGGUAAGUUCAUUAAUUCGAUAAGAUUAUUUCAUCAGACGAUCCGAAAUGAGAAGAAUGCAAGAUGAAGAGGAAUUUGUUGCUGGUAUGAACAAUGAUGGCAAAAGGUGUUUUGGGUACGUAUUAUUUGAAUUAUUAUUAUUUCGGUUAUUUGCUAUUAUUAGAGCAUUCGAGAAUAUGACAAAAUUCAAUUUGUUUGUUUGAUUUUAUUUCUGCGUUCACGAUACAAUAGAUAAUAUGAAACAUGUUUACAUUCAUAACAUAUAAAGAUAAUUCAUAACAUAAAAAUAAUUCAUAAUACAAACAAUAUAUAGUCAUAUAAAAUGAAUCCAAAGUAGCAGUUUGAAUAUACUUUACUCAGGUAUGGAUGACAAAUUAUGAACUUACUGUUAGUCAUAAUCUGUUUGUGUACUAGUACAAACAAUUCAAUGACAUAACCUUACGUAACCUAAUCCACUCGAGUCCGCGGAAACAAUGGCGCACUGAGAUUCAGAUUGUUCA